UCUCUGAAUCAUGUGAAUGUGGCUUAAGUUUAUUGAAACGAUCGUCUCAAAAUGGUGACUGGAAUGUAUUAUGAUCUGAUCAACUAAAUAAUUACUUAUUUAAACGAGCUCUUCUUUAAUUAUUCUUUAAAAAAAAAAUCUUUUAUAUUUAUUUAUAAUUUAUCGUAAACGUUCACAUAAUUAUUUGACCAUUAAUAAGUGUUUACGUAGUGUAUAACAUUAAGCUAAAGAAAAAUACACAGAAAUCCUUGUAAUAAGAUAAAAAGUAUUCAAGUUUGAUCAUUGGAGCUUUUGAUUCAAUUCGAGAAACAUUCUCAACAAAUUCAUACAAUAAGAAGAUGAUGCUGUACUUUGGUGAGGAAUUUUAAAACGAGACAACACUGAGGUAUUCUAAAUGUCAGCUACAUAAGGAGGACAACAACAUCUGAAAGGGUUUCGAUUGGUAACGAAAGGUUUUUAUAAGUAAAAAACUAAAGCGCUAUCAUCAUUUUUGAAACUUUUACACCGGUGAGUUCCAACACAAAAUAUUGCUUCUUCGAAAAGCGGACUCAAAGCCAACUAACCAUGUCUGUACAAAGUGUUGCUCUGGCAUCUCUCACGGCCACCUAUACCGACUCGGAGGGCGAGGACGGGGUGGAUGACGACCUUCAGGAGAAUUCAAACACUCCCCAGGGGGCCGCCCCGCAAAAUGCCCAAGUCGGUCAGCCCCGGGCUCUCACCAGUCCCCAAUCUGGCAGAUCAGCCUCAAAUAGUCCCAACGUUGCCUCCAGUGUUGGAGGAACUUCUAAUAGUAACUUAUCGAAUCCGCUAACUUUAGUUACUGAUGUGUCAAGGGUGCAGCGAUUGGUUUCUUAUAUUGAUGAUCCAGUUCUCUCCGAUGACGAGGGGUUAGCGGCGGCACCAGUUGAGAGCCAACCUGCAGAAAAUGGUGGGCUCUCAGCAACUGAGCAGUCGCCCUCACGUCAAGGAGAGUUAGUUUCAGAUGGAGAGGCAGAUCAAUAUGGAGUUACUAUUCCACCUGAACCGCCUGGUCAAUAUCCAUCUGAAUUGCAGGAAAAAAUUACUCAACUUUUCAGGAAAAUGGAGUCUGGUGGUUUGGAUAUGAAUAAAGUCAUUCAACAAAGAAAAGAUUUUAGAAAUCCGUCUAUUUAUGAAAAGCUUAUUCAAUUUUGUAGCAUCAACGAAUUAGGUACCAACUACCCUCCUGACAGAUUCGAUCCAUUCAAGUGGGGGAAAGAUUCUUACUACGAGGAGCUUGCUUCGGUUCAGAAAGCUGAAAUGGACAAACUCGAGAAAGCAAGAAAGGAAAAAACGAAAAUAGAAAUUGUUUCUGGUACAGCGAAACGGCCGAACAGUUCUACAACUACAGUCGAAGAAGACGCAAAAAAAAGAAAAAGUAAGUGGGACCAAGUAGCUACUGGUACUACACUUACUGCCCAACCCGCUUUUUUAUUAUCUCAACCAACUUUAACUACAUUGACCUCUUCAGCUACUGGCACAAAAGCAACAGUGAUAUCAGCUUUUGGUUCGUUACCAAAGAAAAGACUGUAACAUAAACAUAUUUUGUAAAAAUUUUUGUGUAUAUAUAGAUAUUUUCAUUUGCCAUUGCCAUUUUUUUUAUCUGUAUCGCAUACCAAAAAAUACAAAGCCACGUAUGCAUCACAUAAUGGCAAAAAUUCACAAUUCAUUAUCAAUUUGAUAUACGCAUUUGUCAUGUAAAAUUUAUUUUGUAAACUAACUAUUGGUCUUCAUCAUUUAUCAUGAAUAUUUUCGUUCUCUUGUUAUUUUUCCAUCAAAUUUUGGCAAAAAAUGGUUAACAUUCCAUUUGAACUUAGAAGUGUAUAACUAAAAUAUCUGAGAAGUUUGCUAUGUUUCAUAUUCAUUUUUUAAAUAAAAUUUUAUCAAUGUUAUAUGUUAUUGAUGAUUUUGCCAAACAUUAUUAAAUUUAGGUUUUAUUUCAUUAGAUUAUUAUUUAGAAAGUUAACUGAGAAGUGAAUCGACUAUUCUUAAUGAUUUAUGUUAAGAAUAAAAUUUGAAUGACAUAUUGUAUCGAUUAUUUUCGUGAAAAUUUUAAUAGUUUCUUGUGUAAUGAUUAAUAUUAACAAACUUCUCAGGAAUUACGUUUCAGAUAAAAUAGAUAAACCGUUACUAAAAAAUAAAUAAUAUGAUUAAUUAAAUAUAACUACAAUUUGUGGUGUGAAAGAAAUAUAUUUUUGCAAAGAAAAAAGGUAUAAAUAGCAUCAAAUUCUUCGAGUGUGCUAUGAUACUGCCACAGUUAUUAAUUCUUUGUUGAUAUUAAUGUAAUUAUUAAAUAAUGUAGUAAAUAAACAAUCAAUGAUAAAUCA
This is a messenger RNA of Chelonus insularis, 2345 nucleotides long. Its product is annotated as SAP30-binding protein. Gene Ontology annotation, cellular component: nucleus. NCBI's taxonomy places the organism in Eukaryota, Metazoa, Arthropoda, Insecta, Hymenoptera, Braconidae. Gene Ontology annotation, biological process: regulation of DNA-templated transcription. Bases 565 to 1551 code for a protein of 328 amino acids. The record is from RefSeq and is a predicted model, not a curated record. The transcript has 2 exons.